This is a messenger RNA of Vitrella brassicaformis, 2248 nucleotides long. The record is from the annotation of a GenBank genome assembly. NCBI's taxonomy places the organism in Eukaryota, Vitrellaceae.
CUGGACUUGCGGGCGAAGGAACUGAGAGCACAGGGUACUUCCUGAAACCGCUGCUGCAAGGAACUGAGAGCAGGAGGGAGGGCACACGACUGCGUCGGCUCUUAGUGACCAACCCGACAAGAUGCACACAAAUCGCGACAUCGAGUCAUCUGCCGUCAAGGCAGCUGCUGACACGGCCACCAAUGGUCAUCUUCCUCACUCCAACGAUCAUCACAAUCCAUCUGUGCCCCCGUUCUUCGCCUCCCUGCCACCGCCAGACGUCAACGCACUCAUCGAACGAAUCGGAGGCGGCUUGGCCCAGGUCAUUGUUCUUGUUCUUGCUGGCGCUAUAUACUUCCUCGACGGUGCCGAGCUGUUCGUAUUCUCUAUUGCCAACCGGACGCACGGCGAUGACCAACCAUGGACGCUCAGCGCUGCUGGGAAGGGCGUGAUGCUGUCGUUGGUGCUUGGAGGGUAUGCGAUUGGCGGAUCCUGCAGUGGAUAUGUGGCCGACUUCAUCGGCAGGAGGCGGCCCAUGUUCAUCGCCUUCUCGGGCCUGCUGCUGGCCAACAUCCUCUUGGUGAGAGACGACAUGUAUGCAGAUGUAUCGACUCAUCGGAUUCCUUUACUAUAUGUUGUUGGCUUCUGCAGUAUUUUGCCCGCACCGUGCCUCAAUUGCUGGUGUUCGCUUUUUUCGCUGGGUUGUCUAUGGGAGCGGGGAUUCCUGUGUGGACCACCCUCUGCAGCGAGGUCUCACCGAUCAGCUGGCGUGCUCCCCUGCAGGGCCUUGGCAACACACUGCUGCCCGUGGGAAGCAUCUACACCAUCUGUGUCAUCAUCUUCGCGGACCCUGAGAUGCGCACUCUGUCAUGGCGGCACCUGAUCGUGAUGGCCUCGAUACCAGCCCUGGUCGUGCUGCCCCUGGCGGCGUGCUUCCUGACAGAAAGCCCCCAUUACUUGGCCAUCAAGGGCCGGUGGGACGAUGUGAGGCGUGUUUUGAGACGGCUGGCGUGGCUGAAUGGGAGGAGGGUCGAUGAGCUUGAUGUGCACUGGGAGGAUGACGGCCGACCUGGGGACAAUGGAGCGGUGAGUGAACGCGACACAUCCAUGACUAACCGCCUGCAUGUCUGUCUGCGUGUUUUGUGUGUGCGCAGGAGGGCGACAUCCCCGCUCCCUCCAGGAGUUCGUUCCACGUCGUCUUCAACGACACCUAUCGCUACACUACUUUUGUGCUCUGCUGCGUCACUUUUACAUGCAACAUGAUCUCCUAUGGCCUGCUCUACGCCCUGCCACAAGUGUUCGUAGACAUCGAAAAGCAGACAGGUGAACCAACGACACACAAGCUUGAAAGAGAAUACACAAGCACCUGUCUGUGUAUUGCAGGCAUUGCCCCAGCGUAUUCCCUACUGCGUGCUGAGUUGAUGUCUCUCCUGGGCAAUGCUUUGUCGGUGUUUGCCGACGUGGGCCCCCGGCGUGUGACGCAGGCGGCGUCGCUGCUGCUCGAGUGCAUUGCCAUGGGGCUGACGGCCGCUGCACUCGUCUGGGACUGGGCUACCGUCGCCGUGUGGGCUGCCGCCAUGGGCAAGUUCUGCACAUUCCUUGGUCAGUACAAUCAGCAGAUGCACGAGAGGCCGACCGGUUCCUGUCUGAUGGUUCGUCUCUGCUGUGCUGAGUGUCCGUGCAGGUCUGAACAUCACUUUCCUGUAUUCAGCGGAGAUUUAUCCCACCGUGUGUCGAUCCACCGGUGUGUCGAUUGCCGUCUCAUCCGGCAGGAUCGGGGGCAUCAUUGCCCCUCUCUUGUUCGAGCUCACCGUGUGGGUGGCCACUUUCCUGCCGGCGGUGGAUCGCUACGACGGGGGGCGGUAUUGCGUUUUCUUCGGAGUUUUGGGUGUUGCCGCUUUUGUGAGUGCUGCUUUGCUGAUGACGCUCCCGUACGAGACCCGAGGGGCCAGGCUGCAGGUGAGAGGACAAAUGAGUGUGUCUGCUCUUCACUGAUGCGUGCGUGUGGUGAUGUCUUGUGUGUGUGUGCAGGAUGACGCAUCAAGUGCCGGCGUCAAGAGCGACGGGUCAUUUCAUGAGGAUUUGUGUGAGGGUCUGCUCGAGAAAUGUGACGACAGCCACCACAUAUGCCUGCGAGUGCCGCGCGAAGGCCACACACACGGCGAGAAAGACGAGUUGAGGAGCGAGCGGCUGCUGGGAAGCUAGCUGCGCGUUCUGACGCACGUGUAAGGCGCGAGGAUGCAUGUGCUGACGUGUGUGUGCAUGGGAG